Orycteropus afer afer is the source of this 961-nucleotide messenger RNA. RefSeq names its product olfactory receptor 4F3/4F16/4F29. Gene Ontology annotation, cellular component: membrane. Gene Ontology annotation, molecular function: G protein-coupled receptor activity; olfactory receptor activity. The record is from RefSeq and is a predicted model, not a curated record. Gene Ontology annotation, biological process: G protein-coupled receptor signaling pathway. NCBI's taxonomy places the organism in Eukaryota, Metazoa, Chordata, Mammalia, Tubulidentata, Orycteropodidae.
GUUGGCUGGAUCAAUGGAUGGAGGGAAUUACUCUGUGGUGUCUGAGUUUGUGUUUCUAGGACUCACCAAUUCAUGGGAGAUCCAGCUUCUCCUCCUGGUGUCCUCCUCAGUGCUCUAUGUGGCAAGCAUGACUGGAAACAUCCUCAUUGUGUUUUCUGUAACUACUGAUCCUCACUUACAUUCUCCUAUGUACUUUCUACUGGCCAGUCUCUCCUUCAUUGACUUGGGAGCCUGCUCUGUCACUUCACCCAAGAUGAUACAUGACCUGUUCAGAAAGCACAAAAUCAUCUCCUUUGGAGGUUGCAUCACUCAGAUCUUCUUCAUCCAUGUCAUUGGUGGUGUGGAGAUAGUGCUGCUCAUAGCCAUGGCUUUUGACAGAUAUGUGGCCAUAUGUAAGCCUCUCCACUAUCAGACCAUUAUGAGUCCUAGAACGUGCAUUUUGUUUCUUGCUUCUGCUUGGGCCCUUGGUGUCAGUCAUUCACUUUUCCAACUGGUGUUUAUAGUUAAUUUACCCUUCUGUGGCCCUAAUGUAUUGGACAGCUUCUACUGUGACCUACCCAGACUCCUCCGACUAGCAUGCAGAGAUACCUACAGACUGCAGUUCAUGGUCACUGCCAACAGUGGGUUUAUCUGUGUUGGUUCUUUCUUCAUACUUGUAAUCUCCUACAUCUUCAUCCUGUUUACUGUUUGGAAACAUUCCUCAGGUGGUUCAUCCAAGGCCCUCUCUACUCUGUCAGCUCACAUCACUGUAGUCCUUUUGUUCUUUGGUCCAACCAUGUUUGUCUAUACUUGGCCACACCCAAAUUCCCAGAUGGACAAAUUUCUUGCUCUCUUUGAUGCAGUUUUCACUCCUUUUUUAAAUCCAGUCAUCUACACAUUCAGGAAUAAAGAGAUGAAGGCAGCAAUGAUGAGAGUAUGCAAACAGCUAGUGAUUUACAGGAAGAUCUCAAAAAUUACGUGA